Messenger RNA from Asterias rubens (European starfish), 994 nucleotides. Its product is annotated as vacuolar protein sorting-associated protein 29. The coding region runs from base 92 to 640 and encodes 182 amino acids. The transcript has 4 exons. NCBI's taxonomy places the organism in Eukaryota, Metazoa, Echinodermata, Asteroidea, Forcipulatida, Asteriidae. Gene Ontology annotation, biological process: retrograde transport, endosome to Golgi; intracellular protein transport. The record is from RefSeq and is a predicted model, not a curated record. Gene Ontology annotation, cellular component: endosome; retromer complex.
UGCACAAUAAAAAAUCCUCGCCCACUUCCCCCAAGUCCGUUCUCUUUAUCUACAAAACACACUCGAAACGAAUCCUUUCUGAUUGGAGAACAUGUUGGUGCUUGUGUUAGGAGACCUACACAUUCCACAUCGGAAAAGUGGCCUUCCAGCUAAGUUUAAGAAGCUCCUUGUUCCAGGCAAAAUCCAGCACAUAUUAUGUACAGGCAAUCUGUGUACUAAAGAGUCCUAUGACUACCUGAAAACACUUGCCAGUGAUGUACAUAUUGUCAGGGGAGAUUUUGAUGAGAACGUGUCGUAUCCAGAGCAGAAGGUGGUGACAGUUGGUCAGUUUCGUAUUGGGUUGUGCCAUGGUCAUCAGGUCAUACCGUGGGGUGAUGUAGAGAGUCUUGCCAUGGUACAGAGGCAACUAGAUGUAGACAUCCUUAUCUCAGGACACACGCACAAAUUUGAAGCAUUUGAACAUGAGAAUAAAUUCUACAUCAAUCCUGGAUCAGCAACGGGGGCUUUUAAUGCAUUAGAAAGUAGUAUCAGCCCUUCGUUUGUCCUGAUGGAUAUUCAAGCAUCCACAGUGGUUACCUAUGUCUAUCAACUCAUGGGAGAUGAUGUCAAAGUAGAGAGGAUAGAAUAUAAGAAGAACUAGACAGUACAGUAAGACAACAGCUUGUGUAUCACUGCGUACCAACCACUCUUUUGUUACUCCACGGCAAAUACAGCCAACUCAAAACUCCUACUGGCCUUUAAAGGCACUAUGCUCAUAUGCAACAAAAUCCAGCAACAGCAACCUGUGUUUAGCAUGUACAAUUCAAAGUCUGCCUACCUUGCUAGGUUGAUGAUUGAGGAGCAGAGUUGCAUGUCCAACUAAACAUUUGGUAUAGGCUGGCAUUGCUGACCUUAAAGAACGCCACUAGCGUAGAAUUAUGUCGUAAGCAGAGCCAUGAAAUUGGGCUCAUAUCAGGGGCCAAUUUCAUAGAGCUGCUUAAGCAAAAAUUUUGCU